AUGUAUCGCCAAGGACGAGCAGGAAGAUGGAAAGGAACAGGGCAAGGGAGAGGAAAAGGUAUCAGGGCAGGUACAGAAGCGGCGUCUCCAGCUCCGCCCCUGGGGGAUAUUCUCGCAAAGAUCCAGCUUGAUGACCUCAAGGAGCCUAUCGAUCAAACGGAUGGCCUACCUAUCAUCACCAAGUGUGAGCCACCGGCUUGGACACCUCCCUCAAAGCUUCCCAGGCUUCAAGAAGACUCCGGUCAAUACUAUCGUGACCUGAAUGCCGCGCGAUCUCCCGUCUACCCGCUGGAGCCGAUGAUUCAAGCUGUAUUGUCGGACAACCCCGACUUUAACUUGGUCAGCUUGGACAUCGUUGGGUGCGGUAGUACGAUUGGCAACCUCCUUCGCUUCGUGCGUGAUCAACACAAAUCUUUCAGAAUGCUCGUCGAGGUGGUUGGUAACACUGUCUUCUUGGUCCGGAGAGAGAACUCACCGACUGAGAUGCUCACCGGUGUGUACGGAUAUGGACAUUCUUUUCCAGAGGCAAACACCACGUGGAGCAAGGAGGUCAAGGGGUCUAUGUCCAAUCAACGGUUGAUACAGUACGAUUUUGCAGGCAUGAACUGUUUGGUUCGGUUCGAGGCAGAUGGCUAUUUGCCAGAUUUAGCCCCAAACCUCGCCGAAAAUGUCAUUUCGGAGCCAAGUGAAGAUGAUAUGGACAGUAUUUUGUAUUCCAUCGGAAAAUCUACCAUCUCGAGCAUCUCUGCUACCGCCACGGUUGAUGAUUUGAAGAAGCUCCGCAUCGAAAAAAAGGGUCGCCAUAUCCCGCAGGCUGCGGUCUAUGACUUGAAGACCCGCUCGAUCAAGAAGAAAGACAUUGUCGACACUCUUGGAGAGGAAAUGGGUCGAUUGUGGAUUGCACAGAUUCCCAACUUCAUUCUAGCGUACCACAAAUCUGGUAAUUUCGAAGAUGUUCAGGUCCAGGACGUGAGUGAGAAACUGAAGCAGUGGGAGGAAGAUCACCAGCCAGAGUUGGUCAAAUUUGUCAAUCUUUUGCGAACUAUAGUGUCUUUCGCUCGAAGCAGUGAAAGCGGUAGGUUUGAGAUCGAACGUGAAGAGGGUGGAAUGUGUUUAAAUUUGCGAGAACAAGGAGGGGCUGUCAAUAGGGUCUUGCCCUCGUCUCUUGCAAAGGAAUGGGAUGUUGAGGAUGAUUCUCAUGACACUGGUGAUGUUCAUUAUUCUUCAUAA
Penicillium antarcticum is the source of this 1230-nucleotide messenger RNA. RefSeq lists its product as uncharacterized. NCBI's taxonomy places the organism in Eukaryota, Fungi, Ascomycota, Eurotiomycetes, Eurotiales, Aspergillaceae. The transcript has 2 exons. The record is from RefSeq and is a predicted model, not a curated record. Bases 1 to 1230 code for a protein of 409 amino acids.